Messenger RNA from Hyalella azteca, 2118 nucleotides. RefSeq lists its product as uncharacterized. Bases 125 to 1024 code for a protein of 299 amino acids. The record is from RefSeq and is a predicted model, not a curated record. Lineage: Eukaryota; Metazoa; Arthropoda; Malacostraca; Amphipoda; Hyalellidae. The transcript has 3 exons.
CGCAUUUCAAGUUGUACUAACCGAAUGUUUUCCCAGGCUGUGCAAACAUUAAACUUGCAUUUAAAUCCCGAGAAUUGUACGAAGCGGGUAAUUCUAGGCUAAUAAAAGGAAAGUUUCCUUCGUGAUGGCGACCGAGACGAAGCCAAUGGAUGAAUUUGAAGAGGAAUCCAUUACUAUGGAAAUUGAAGACAUCGCCGCUAAGUACAAUUUCGAUGAAAGUUUGCGCGGCAAAUGGAUGUUGUUUUUCCUCCACGAAUACAUGGACGACAUGUGGGCUAAGGCCGUAGAGCUCUACAGCGCUGGAGAGCUGCCCGGCAUUGUCUCCAUCAAGACGUCGACCGCCGCUCCCAACGUCCGCUCCGGAGAGACAGAGUACGGAGUGAUACGUUUCUACUGCGGACCCUAUGAUGACCGAGAACGAGUUCUUCAGUAUGGGCUGAAACUGAUCGAGAAAAUGCAAUAUUUCAGCAAUAAUUUUGGAUUUGCUGCUUACAAGACUGAUGAACAGUCGAAGAUAGGGACCAAAGCGACUGGAGCGAAAAAGAAUUAUUUGUACCGUCUACCAGUGUCCACGUAUGAUCAUCUGGAACAAAGAUCAGGCAAGUGCAAGGAGCCCCCCAUAGAAGUACCAUCGCAGGUCUGUACUCGUGAGUUGAUCCAUGAAGUGGUGGGGGAUUUCAUAAGGGAUCCUGUCGACAUUAGCAACUAUUGCAGAUGGACAAUGGAGUUCCCUUCAGGAACCCCGCAUGACUCUGCAUGGGUCAGUGCAUGCCGCCUCUACCGUAGCGGGGAACUCAAAGAUGUCGACUACAUUCAAACAACCACUGUCAAAUCUUCUCUGUCUAAAAAUGGAAUGAUACUUUUCUUCUCACGAGACAACCUUUCGCAGUCAAAACUGCAGCAAUGUGGUAACAAUCUUGUGCAAAAACUUGAUUAUUCGUCGAAGGACGGGGAACUUUGUGCAUCUCAGUAUAUUGGCCGAGGCUGGGUGGUACUGUGUCGGGUGCCUGCUUCUCAAAAGUAAACUAAUUCCUAACCGAACUGCACCGCGCCGCUAGCCCACACACACGGGCACUCGAUCAUGCGCUGCUUUAGACAUCAUUGCUGAAACAUGGUGAUCGGGAACAUUAUACAGGUAUUUUUAUUGGAAUACGUCCCACGAAUGAGUUGUGCACUUGCGUUGGCAUUAUUCACAUUACAUACCCCGUAGCACUUCAUACAUAUGUCUUACGAAAAAAUACAUUUGUGGCUCAAAAAAAUAUUGUGUAAAUAAUAUUUCAAACGCGAUUAGCACUAGACCCUGGGAUAUGGCGGCACAUUGUACCUACUAAUUGUGAAGCCAUUUAAAAAAUAUUGGAAAUAAUUUUACCUGUAUUUAAUAAGUUAAAUUCAUUACGCAAUUAUUUCGUAUAAAUAUUCCUCAUGAGUCGCACGAUAAAUUGAGCUGUAAGUGAUAGUGGUUAUUGAAGAACGAAGGUGUUAGUCGGUUUUACUUCAUUUAAUAGAAUAUUAAAUUAAAAACUCUCUCAAACUUAUAAUCGUUUUUGUUAUUUGUCGCGUGGAGAUUUAAAAGGAAGAUGUAAAGGAAAUUAUUUAUAGUUAGCAAGACGCUUCAUGCAGAACUUCUCGCAUUGAAAUAAUUUGACGACCAAAUGUGGCACUAAAACAUAAAUUAGACUCGAGUUUGUUACACAAAGGCAAUUUCAUUGCCUUUGUCGAUCCAGUAAUCGACUAAUUUCAUCACCCGGUGCCUCACGCAUUUGUUUGUAUUGGUCCUUAUCAGCGACAAAAAUUUCCAAGCAGACAGUCUGUACCAAGUCAAUCUUAUAAUUUGUAGGGAAAAAUAAAUUUACAUGGGAAAAGAGAGGUUAUAUUAGAUACCAACAAUUGAAAGAACACACAAUAGAGAUGAAUGAAAAUCGCGUCAAAGAUGAAAAUGAAGCUGAUGUAUUUGAGAGCAGAUCCAUCAGCAGAGCUCUAAAAUACAGCGGUUAUCAGGAGCUGCCUAAAUCACGAUUGAGCGGCAAUGGGAUUUUUUGAACACUAAGAUUUUUAAAGGUCACAUGCAGAAAAGUACAUUGAGGUUUUGAAAUGAAGUAAAUAUUUUAUUCAAAAUUU